Bipolaris maydis ATCC 48331 is the source of this 1520-nucleotide messenger RNA. RefSeq lists its product as uncharacterized. Lineage: Eukaryota; Fungi; Ascomycota; Dothideomycetes; Pleosporales; Pleosporaceae. The record is from RefSeq and is a predicted model, not a curated record.
GCAACUGGUCCUAUGAGUAUAUUCAAGCUUCCCCAAGAGCUUCUAGUUUCUAUCAUUGAGCUUGCCGUUUUUGAACUUGACAGUUCACAAGGAUGCUCCGACUGCAGCUUCCGGCCUAAUGCCAAAUGCGCCAAAGCACUGUCACGUGUAUGUUGGCGGAUAAGCCGCAUCGCCCAACCAUUGCUUUUCCACACUAUAUCAUUUGAUGGCACACCGUCGAUAGUGCCGCCCAAAAAAAGCGCCAUUCGGUUGCAUCUUGCGUUACGGCAGAAUCCCUCCCUUGGCCGUCAUUGUAGGCGUUUUUCCCUUGGCGUUGCAGACUAUCGUCAAAGGCCAACGGACUGGUCGAUUGCAAAGGAUCUUGCAAAAUGGCUAACCAGGGUGCGAUGUUUCGAGUGUUAUGGAGGAUUCGAGACAUCAAACCAGAAGACAUGGGACUUAAUCCAAAAGAUGAUGCAAAAGUUGGAAAGUUUGCAGCAUUGGAAGCUGAGUAGAGAGGGUUGGGGGCUUCAUCUUCAGCCUAUUCUAAAUGCCUCAAUCCCGAAGCUUCGAAUCUUGGAUCUUCAUGGAAUUUCCAAGUGUAAAGAAUCUUCUCUGUUACUAGACCCGAAGUUGUUUCGUAGCGCAUCCUUCACGUCACUCAAUAUAUCAGACUACGAGGAAACACCGCAAUCUACUGCAAUGCUCAUUCAAUGGCCAGCCCAGCUUGAACACUUCAAGUUCGGUAGCUUUUACAACAACUCCUCGAUGAUGAACUAUCCCAUGUUCCAAGCGUGGCUUUCAUCUCACAGCGAGUCCCUCAAAAGCAUUGAUAUCGGCUAUCUCUCUCGCAAUGGCGGUGAAAAUAAGCACAUCUUUGAUGCAACAAUCUUCCAUAAUCUUGAAUCUCUGACUAUAUCUCGAUGGCAGAUGGGCUUUCCAGGUGACCUGAAACCAUUCACUGUGGAAACUGCGAAGUUUCUGGGACCAAAUGUUAAGCUCUUCGGAUGGUCUUUUAGCAUUCACGAUCAGCAUAGCGAGUCUUGGAAUGACUUUGGGGAAAAAGAAGAAGAGUGGAUAGAACAACUUGGGAGGCAUGCUAUUGUUCGCAAGGCCGCACUCAAGACUGUCAAGAUCAACUUUCAUCCUGAAGACCAUGAAGGGAUGGAGAGUGACGUAUAUCCGUGGGACCGCAUGGACAACGUUCGAGAUCAUCUUCUCAGACCGAACGGCAUGGAUCUUAUCUAUUCUACACCCUCCUUACCAAAAGAGGAUUGGCUGAACAGGCUAGCGAAGGUCUCAAGCCCGUUCUUUCCGACUAUGGUCGAAUACAGGGAGGAGUCGGAGUCAGAGGUUGAGCCUUGGGGUAUCACACCACCUGGUGUUCACGGAAGAGAUAUUAGAGAUUAUUUCACCUUGUCGUUGGAGGUCAACUCUGAUCCAUAAGCAUAACAACCUCUACCUUAAUGUGGCGUUUGUUGCUGUACCGCUAAAAGGCUAAGAUUUCGCAUCUUCAAGUUUCUUAUGGAAUGAUUCAAAGU